GGCCCUGAAAAGAGGCUGCCGCUGUGUGGAGGUGGACUGUUGGGACGGCGGUGACGGGGAGCCUGUCGUGUAUCACGGCCACACCUUUACCUCAAAAAUCCUCUUCAGAGAYGUUAUUUCAACACUCAGAGACUACGCCUUCAAGGUAUCAGACUUCCCMGUCAUCGUGUCUCUAGAGAAUCACUGUGGUGUGGAGCAGCAGACGGUCAUGGCCAACCAUCUGAAGCAGAUCCUGGGUGACAUGCUGCUGACGGCUCCACUGGACGGCCAGAUCCCUCAACAGCUCCCAUCGCCUCAGGAGCUGAGGGGGAAGAUUCUGCUAAAAGCCAAGAAAAUUGGUGGACUAGAGGAGAGUCUUGAUGAAAGCCUGGUGGAUGACGUCAGUGACGAGGAAGAGGCGGCCAACGGUGACCCAGAGAGCCCAAAUACAGAAGAUCCACCAGCUGAAAAGAUCGACGAGCAACAGUCCAAAGUGUCCAGAGAGUUGUCCGACUUGGUCGUUUACUGUAAGAGCGUGCACUUCCAUGGCUUUGAGCACGCUCGAUCCAACUCUAAAUGCUACGAGAUGUCUUCGUUCUCUGAAUCCAAAGUAAAGAAGCUCGCCAAAGAUGCAGGGUCAGAGUUCAUACAGCACAACGCCCGGCAGCUGAGCAGAACCUACCCCAGUGGUCUGAGGACAGACUCCUCCAACUACAACCCACAGGACAUGUGGAACGUGGGCUGCCAGAUCGUGGCUCUGAACUUCCAGACGGCCGGUCUGGAAAUGGAUCUGAACGACGGCCUCUUCAGGCAGAACGGCUGCUGUGGUUUCGUCCUCAAACCCGACUUCCUGAGGGACGCCUACAGUCAGUUCAGCCCAGAAAACCCAGAGRAGCGACGAGGCUACGACCCACUGCGCUUAUCUAUACAGGUGAUUAGCGGGCAACAGCUGCCAAAGGUGAAUCAGAAAGAACGAUCGAUUGCAGACCCGCUGGUCAGAGUGGAAAUCUAUGGAGUACCACGGGACCAGGCCAGGAAAGAGACCGGCUACAUCGUCAACAACGGUUUUAACCCAGUCUGGAAUGAAACCCUGAACUUCRUGGUCCACACGCCCGAGCUGGCGCUGGUUCGCUUCGUGGUGGAAGACUACGACAAGGCAUCGAAAAACGACUUCCUGGGACAGUUCACGCUCCCCUUCACGUGCAUCCAAGCAGGGUACCGUCACAUCCACCUGCUGUCUAAAGAUGGAAUGCCCAUCCCUCCCUCCUCACUCUUCGUUAACAUCAGUUUUUCAAAGUUCACAUGAAGAGGUCCAGACGAGGACACAGAGACAAGUCCGGUGUCUCUAAAAAAACCAAAGACUGUAAACAGCAUGAGUCAAAACAAUGGUUUUUAACCCCUGCCAAACCAAAGUACCAAACCGUUGUCAGUGUUUUACAUUAGCAAGAUCAUAUUUUAUCCCUUUCUAACGGGAAGAGCUAAAAUAUAAAUAACAUAUUUAACAACUGAAUUUAUAAUUAUUGGUUUAGUCAUCAGAACAUCAGGACAGAACAUGAAAAUAAAAUAUUGAGAUUGAUUCUGGGAUCUGACUGGACCUUUUGCAGCACUAUAUGUUUGGGAGCAUCAUCCUGUUGGAUCCAGUUUGGUCCAAUGAUGCUUUGGUCUACGGAGGACUUCACGGUCCACUCAGUGACUACAAACCAUCAAUCCUCCACCACCGUGCUGACAGCUGGGAUAACGUGAGAAAACAUGAAGAACUCCUGCAUGUGGUUCAAACAUACUUUAAAAAACACAAAAGGUUUAUGGUUCAUAAUUAUAAACAAUAUUAUGAAGAAGUAGUCCUAUGAAUAAAAUAAAAAGCUUUGCAUUGUUGGUUAAUCUA
Messenger RNA from Austrofundulus limnaeus, 1861 nucleotides. Its product is annotated as 1-phosphatidylinositol 4,5-bisphosphate phosphodiesterase delta-4. Gene Ontology annotation, molecular function: phosphatidylinositol-4,5-bisphosphate phospholipase C activity; calcium ion binding. The record is from RefSeq and is a predicted model, not a curated record. Lineage: Eukaryota; Metazoa; Chordata; Actinopteri; Cyprinodontiformes; Rivulidae. Gene Ontology annotation, cellular component: plasma membrane. Gene Ontology annotation, biological process: intracellular signal transduction; lipid metabolic process.